Molecule: messenger RNA, 1086 nt
Organism: Mycetomoellerius zeteki
Lineage: Eukaryota; Metazoa; Arthropoda; Insecta; Hymenoptera; Formicidae
Product: C-type lectin domain family 10 member A
Exons: 5
Coding region: 1-1047 (348 amino acids)
Source: RefSeq, a predicted model, not a curated record
AUGAAAUUUUCCAACAUAUUUGCUUGCAUCCGGGUAUUUCCUAUUUCAACAUGUUGCUGUAAACUUUCCAGGAGAAAGUCAGAUACACAAACAUUGAUUCAAGCGAAAAACGGAGCAUCUUUAUUUCGUUUACUUUACAUUUCGUGGAAGGUGGCCUUUCAGUUUCAGCCUUUCAUUUCAUCUGCGAUAUAUUUCUUCUUUGGUCUCAAAAUUAUGACGAUGAGAAAGAUAGUCGUGCAAUUAUAUUCUUCAAUUAUACUUGUCACGUUGAUGGCAAUCGUCAAUUUGGUAUCUGCGAAUUUAACGGCUGUUACGGUGAAUCAUGGUCCAUGGACAGAGAUUCUUGAAAAUUGGAUCACUCUUCCAAGGCAUCAGUUCAACAAUUCUCGUGCUGCACGAGCGAUGAAGAUUGAUGAUAAGACUUUGACAGUAUCUAAAAUCUCCACAUCAAAUAAAAGAGACGUUUCUGAAACUGAUCUUUACCUACUUAGUGCUAUUGAAAAAUUGGUGUAUAGAGUAGACUAUCUAGAAAAAAGAGUAAGAAGGGCAGAAGAAUUAUUGUACUACGUUAUUGCUGGAAACAAUAAAAUGAAAGAACCUUGUCCUACUAAUUACACGAGAAUGGGCCAAAAUUGCUAUCACUUCAGUAAUCGUGAUUUCGAUUGGAAAUCAUCGGGUAGUCUUUGCCGUGGUAUGGGUGGACAUUUGGUCGAAUUCAACACGGUCGAGGAAAGUCAAGAUGUAAUCGCGGGUAUAAUGUCAAACUCCAAAUUGAAGGGUAAUUAUUUCUGGACAGGUGGCUUAAAUCCAGGGCUUUUAUGGAUUUGGGCCAAGAGUGCUAGACCGGUUCAACAAGAUACUAAACAGACCGUCAUUGGUGAUGGCAGGUGCUUGAAGUUAACUUUCAACGUAUCGUCGAAACUUUAUUCGUACAGAGGUGAAGAUUGUAGCUCAAGGCAAAGAUAUAUCUGCGAAUUGACGGUCGAAGACGAAUCAGCAAACAGGAUCGAAAGGACAGCACGAUUACUAAUUGAUAAAAGUGAUUAGGCGCAUUUUAGCGGAUAAAAAUAACGUAAUAAAUCAAAC